This is a messenger RNA of Ectocarpus siliculosus, 4183 nucleotides long. The record is from the annotation of a GenBank genome assembly. NCBI's taxonomy places the organism in Eukaryota, Phaeophyceae, Ectocarpales, Ectocarpaceae.
AUGGGAAUGUUCAAGAAGAAGCAGGCUAACACUGAUGAGAAGAAGGACCUCAAGUCCAACUACACCACCGAAGAUCAUAAGACGGACCUUGAUGCCCUCCUGAGCUCUCUCGGCACUCAUGCCACCCAGGGCAUGACCAAGGCUGCCGCCGAGAAGCGGCUGCAGGAGGAGGGGAAGAACCAGCUCACCCCCCCGCCGGAGACUCCCUGGUACAUCAACUUCCUGAAGGAGUUGUUCGGCAACAAGUUCUCCCUGCUGCUGUGGGCCGGAGCGAUCCUCUGUUUCGUCGGAUUCGGCCUUCAGCAGGACUUGGAGAACUUGUACCUGGGUAUCGUGCUGGCUGUGGUGGUGUUCGUGACGGGUUGCUUCUCGUACUUCCAGAACGCUAAAUCCGAUGACCUCAUGAAGUCGUUCGCUAGCAUGUCGCCGCCUAAGGUGACCGUCGUCCGGGAAGGCAAGACCUUCACUGUAGAGUCCGCCGACAUUUGCCGCGGUGACCUGAUCAGGGUGGAGGGCGGUGACCUGAUUCCCGCGGACGUGCGCAUCAUCGACUGCUCGGACAACAUGGUUGUCGACAACGCCCCCCUCACGGGAGAGUCGGAGCCCCAGAAGCGGAAGACCAUAUGCACCCACGACGACCCCAUGGAAACCCAGAACUUGGCCUUCUUCGGAACGAGCUGCCCCGAGGGCUCGUGCGCUGCUGUGGUGUGCCGUACCGCCGACAACACCCUCAUGGGACAGAUCGCCGGUCUCGCCAUGAGCACCGACAACGAGGAGACGCCCAUCAACAAGGAGAUCGAGCACUUCAUCAAGAUCAUCUCGGCUAUCGCCAUCAUCCUGGGGGUUGUGUUCUUCAUCCUCGGCUUCGUGGUCGAGACGCCCCUCAUCCAGAACCUGGUGUUCAUGAUCGGCAUCAUCGUGGCCAACGUUCCGGAGGGGCUGCUGGCCACCGUGACCGUGUGCCUCACCCUUACCGCCAAGCGCAUGCACAAGAAGCAGGUUCUGGUGAAGAACCUGGAGGGUGUCGAGACUCUUGGUUCCACGUCUUGCAUCUGCUCCGACAAGACGGGUACCUUGACCCAGAACAUCAUGACCGUGGCGCAGAUCGUGUACGGUCAGGAGGAUGGGACUCACAUCGAGGACUGCGCGUCGUCCUUCACAAAGGGAAACUCAACCUACGAUGAGAACGACCCGGGAUUCAAGGGCCUGCAGCGUUGCGCCACCCUCUGCAACGUGUCGGUGUUCCAGGAAGACUCCAAGUCCAACCAGAACGGACCGGUUCCUUUCAAGAAGAUGAAGGUCCAGGGAGACGGCUCUGCCAUCGAGGUGCACGUGGUGAAGCAGGAGGACAAGCCCGACGGGGAAAGGCUGGUUGUCAUGAAGGGUGCACCCGAGCGGAUCAUCGACCGCUGCUCCGAGGUCAUGCUCGGAAGCCGCAUCGUGCCCAUGACCCCCGAACUCAAGGCUCAGAUCGAGCCACCCAUCCACCCCAAGUCGAAGGAGGGGCUUGUCUUCCUCGGACUGAUGGCUCUCAUCGACCCCCCCCGUGAGGCCGUGCCCGGUGCCGUCGGCAAGUGCAAGACCGCCGGAAUCAAGGUGAUCAUGGUCACCGGUGACCACCCCAUCACUGCCCAGGCCAUCGCCUACAAGGUUGGCAUCCUCUGGUCCAAGACCCGCGGCGAGAUCGAGGCCUCCAACAAGCGCUACAGCCUCGAGCCCGGAGACGCGAACUUCGAAGACCCCGAGAACGCUCAGGCUAUCGUCGUGCCCGGGUGGGAGAUCUCUCCCGAGAUGGAGCAAGACAAGUGGGACGCCAUUCUGGAGCACCCGCAGAUCGUAUUCGCUCGUACCUCGCCUCAGCAGAAGCUCGUCAUCGUCGAGAACAACCAGCGUGUUGGACACAUCGUGGCCGUGACUGGAGACGGAGUGAACGACUCGCCUGCCCUCAAGAAGGCUGACAUCGGUAUCGCCAUGGGCAUCAUGGGCAGCGCCGUCUCGAAGCAGGCGGCCGACAUGAUCUUGCUGGACGACAACUUCGCGUCGAUCGUGAGCGGGGUGGAAGAGGGACGUCUCAUCUUCGACAACUUGAAGAAGUCCAUCGCCUACACGCUCACGUCCAACAUCCCCGAGAUCUCGCCCUUCAUCUGCUUCAUCACGCUCGGCACGCCGCCGCCGCUUUCGACUGUUCUGAUCCUGGCCAUCGACCUCGGUACCGACAUGGUCCCGGCGAUCUCCAUGUCCUACGAACAAGCUGAGGCUGAUAUCAUGCGUCGUCCGCCUAGGAACUCCGCCAUCGACCGCCUUGUGACGAAGAAGCUGAUCAUCUACGCGUACCUCCAGAUUGGCGUCAUCCAGGCCGCCGCCGGCUUCUACACCUGGCUCGUCGUGCUCAACGACUACGGCUACCCGCCCCACAUCCUUAUCGGGCUUGGCCGUGGCGACUACUUCGGGAAGCAGCCCCUCAUGUGCAAGUUCGCAGGUGGAGGGGGCCAGUACGCCAAUACGAAGGGCGAGAUCAACACCGAGCUUAACCCUCUCACCGACCCCCCCACCCUGGAUUUCCCCCUGUGGGACACGGGAGCAGGUGGAUACGUGGACACCUGCUACUUCCCCCUUAAGCUGGUGGACGAGAACAGCGGUACCCAGGCCGAUUUCGACAGGUACGAUUCCGCGACCUACCUGGAUGACGGAGUAGACGUGACCGCAACGGACAACCUCAGGUCGAAAAUCAAGUCCGCUGGCGCACCCGGUAUCCCAAUCGAGGCAAUGCAGGGGCUCAUGCUGGACGGAUACUUCCACUACAUCCCCUGGAAGGGCCGCAUGUCUCCCUUCUGGGACAACGACUGGCUGCACUGGGACAUCAAGAAAACCGAGGACGCCACCGGCUCGCUCGGCGGCUCUUCCAGCCUCAUCUACUUCACCAGCUACCCCGCAGGACUGUACUCGAGCUGCCUGGGCGAGUCUAGCCUCGAGUCCACCACCGGUAGCGUCUUCGCGGCCCCGUCUGCGGAGGAUGCGCUCAAGACGGCAAACAACGGCGGGCGCCCUACCGGAGCAUCCUUUGCCGGUCUGGAGCCGCCGUAUGACUACACGCCCUGCGACGAGGGCGCGGAGGUCGGCACGAAGCCCUACGUUUACAACGUUUUCUGCAACGGAGAUGGGGAGGUGGACGCGUGCGCGGAGUUCGACUCGUUCACGAUGGAGAAUCUCCACUACUGCCCAGCGGAAGACGGGUGCAGCCUUGACUGCGAACCCCUCACCUCCGCCGAGCGUUCCCUAGCAGGCGGGGAGUACGUCCAGUGCCAAAACAUUGCCAACCGCAUGGUUCAGAAGGAGGCUCUCCAGCACGGGCAGGCGUCUUUCUUCGUGGCUAUCGUGAUCGUGCAGUGGGCCGACCUCAUGAUCUGCAAAACGAGGUGGCUGUCCAUCCGGACGCAGGGCAUGAUCAACUCGGCGAUGAACUUCGGGCUCUUCUUCGAGACGCUCCUCGCCGCCUGGUUGUGCUACUGCCCGCCCAUCAACAUCGGGCUCGGGACGAGAAACCUCCGCCUGGUGCACUGGUUCCCGGCCAUGCCCUUCUCGAUGAUCAUCUUCAUGUACGACGAGAUCCGCAAGUACCUCAUGCGUACUACUUCCCCCGAGGUGAUGGACAAGAGCACGGGUCAGGUCAAGCGUAUCGCCGGGUGGCUGGAACGCAAUACGUACUACUGAUUAUAGGCACGUAUGGUACAGAGAUGCGUGGAAGCGGAAGAAGACAAAUAGGCACGAGAGAGAACACGUAUUCGAUUCGUUUGUCGCGUUUUUGAUAUUUUCCGCUGGCAGGCCUCUAGUCUCAAUUCGAUGUUCCAUGUUUUCAAUCUCUCGGGUGGGUGCGUUGAGAAUUAUGAAGGGUCUCGAUGUUUUUCGCGGAUGAUGACUCUCCGCCGGGGGCGUGUUCCCGAGAGGACAGAGAUAAUAAUACAGACAACAAUCGUACACGGUUGGCCGAUCAACGCGGUUUGCGCACGCGUGCCCGGGGGUAGGAUGAGAGGUGGCGAUGUUGCAGCUCUUCUUCCUCCACGUCUGGGGGACGGGCUUCUAUUUACUAGGGGGUAAGAUGGGUAGAGUCACGCGCUGGGCGCGGCUGGAAUGUGUAUGCAGCCUUCCCGCACCCUAAGGAUUGGGAGUGGGGGGGGGGGGGGGG